Molecule: messenger RNA, 3174 nt
Organism: Drosophila biarmipes
Lineage: Eukaryota; Metazoa; Arthropoda; Insecta; Diptera; Drosophilidae
Gene: Gr93d
Product: putative gustatory receptor 93b
Exons: 3
Coding region: 2023-3174 (383 amino acids)
Biological process (GO): sensory perception of taste
Cellular component (GO): membrane
Source: RefSeq, a predicted model, not a curated record
GCUCAGCCUGUGCGAGAGGCAGAGGUAGAGUGGAAGCUUGGCAGAGGUGUUUGUACUCUCGGCAAAGUCGCGUUGGCCGCAAUUCGCAAUUCGCGUUUUUUUUUUGCAUUCGCCACGCAAUAAAUUCAAAGCUGAAAAGCAAAAUUUAUGACGUCGACGAUUUGCCUUCUCCUGCUGCCAUAACGGUACUGCUAAGAGAGUGUCAUUAAAAAAAUAAAAAAAAGAAAAGAAAAACAGGGUGUCGCUUUUUUCGAGUGGGGUGCAAUGUCUGGAAAAGCGUGAAAAGCGAGCCAAGGCCAUCUGACAGCAGCAAGUAUGUGCACAGUACACACAGAUGUGGCAGAAAUUGAAAUCAAUCAGCCCUGAACUGAGUACCCCUACUCCCUACACCCAUCUCGCUCUGGAUCACCUCUCUCGCUCCCUCCCUCGGCCAGCCCGCAUGACGUGAGGUCAGCAAAGGCUAAAAAAUGGGGAGCUGCUCUAAUCUCCUGACCAACUUGUGGCUUCGCUUCGUUUCCUUGGCCCCACUCGGCUCGGAUCAUUGGCUUUACGAUACCCUUCCAAGACCGGAGAUUAUCGGCUUGCAUUGGGGGAUAUCAUAUGAAUUAUAGCAUGCUUUAAUGCAUCAUGAUCACUGGAGUAGUUUGUUCUACAGAACAUAAUCAUCUAUGAUCUUUUGAUAUCGAUUAAGUUAAUAAAUAGAAAAAAUCGGUUAAAAUCGAUAAAUCGAAAUAAUCAUCAAAAUCAACUGAUCAAUAACUGGAAUACUAAAAAAAGUGAUCACUUUUUGAAUUGUCGUAUUCUUAACCAAAAUAUGUGAUUUCAUUAACAUAUAACAUAACUGACCACAGUUUCGAUCAGUUGGUUUUAGGUAAAAACUGAUACGAAAUAGAAACUUUAUGUGUAUUAACAUAAUACGUUUCAAUCUUGAAUGGAUCACAACUUCGAUCACUUGCUUUAAGUAACUCUCUGUUAUCACGGUUUUUUUUGCAUUCGUAUACCAAUCAUACCAUCUGACUCAGAGACUUGAGGUAUGCGAGUCUUCGUGGUGAUAAGAUAGUCUUUUUCCAGCUGCUGUUGAUGCUGCUGCUGCCAUAGCAAUUUCAGUUGGCCAAGUCCGGGCAAUUUGCUGGGCAAAUCAACGACAUGCAAAGCACUUUUGUUUAUUUCGUUGAUUGUUCUUACAAUUUUCGUACAAUGCCGGAAAAUGUACGUGCCCAGGCGUUGUUACUGUAAUUGCCCUCAAAAAAUGAGGAAAAAAGAAACCAAAGCGAACAGAAAACAAAGAAGAUGAGGGAGAAAAAUAAAUCAUACAACGUGAAAAUUCUUUUCAAAUGUCAGACAAAGGCGAAAUCCCAGGGGGAGCGUGGGUGGGGGCCACUCGAGGGGGGAUUCCCUGCUUGACAGACUCGAAAGAUCUCUCAGAUGCGGACGCAAGUCGCUGGGCGCUGUAAUCGUUCCCAGUUUUCGGAUAGGCCAGUGAAGAUGUUGCGCACAAGAUAUUGUAUGGGAAGAUCACGUACAGCAUGAAAUGGGGGCGUCAUUUACAUUGCCCUUUGGAGGAGCGAGCUUAGAGCCAGGAUCGCAUCGCAUCCCAGCGCCUCGGAUCGUGAGCGUGUGAAUCAAAAGCAAAAGUGAGAUGAGCAGGCCAACUUUGGAGUAAGGGUCUUCGUAGAUCUCCGAAACGUGAUCUCAAAAUAAGAACGUGUUGCCUUGUUAUUGAGAUGUCGAGAAUCCGGCGUGAAUAAGUCCACAAGAAAUAAAUUCUGGGAAAUGAAUGAAAAUUGUAACUCUUAAAUGCCACUAAUAAUGUACAGUACAAAAAUGAAUUACAAAGGGAAAACACGAUUGUCUAACCCUGGGGAAAGGGCCACAGCCAUAUCUUUUGACGGCCGCAUAGUGAUAAAUUUCACCCUCACUUGUCACUGACAGAGGUACUAAAGAUCGUUUCAGAAGUUAACUAAAUUCAUUUCAAAUCCAUUUUAAUUGAAAUUGUAAGUCGACCCGUCCAGUCAAAAAAAAAUGAGGAAACUUCGUAUACCCGAAAUAAACGCCAAAAUCCUGCGCGGAACGUUUUUUGUCGCCAGAUGCACGGGUUUGGUUUUCUUUCGGUUUAAGAACUCGCAAGAUAAUGUUCUGGCCUUCGAGGAAAGCGGCUGGGAUUUUAGAUGGUGGAAGUGGCUCACGGGAAUCCUGCGACUUGUGCCUCUUUGUGUUAUCAUCUAUUUAUUUACAUGGAUGAUAAGGGAGGAAGAACAACUAUUAAGACUAAUAAUCUUUACUCAACUUGUGGUUUCGAUACCUAGCUACUUAUCGAUGAUACACCUACACAUUUUUCGUGGCCCCGAGAUGAUAAAGUUGAUAAACCGAUACUUUAUCCUCUUUCGGCAAUUAAGAUCCUUGACUGUGGGGAAGCAAAUUGGAUUUGGUGGCGGUCGAGAGCUAAUCCUGAUUAUGUUAUUUUUUGUUUUACAAUUUCAAGAGGUCGUAGAUCUUUUAGGAUAUUUUCCCCUUAACCUUAAUGCUGCACAAAUCGCAUCCUCCGCAUGCUUUUCUUAUGCAGUUUUGGCAAGUAACAUGAUACUUCGAGUAAGUUUUAUUUGGCACCUAAGUGUGAGCGUCUUGUUUACUGAGGUGCAAAAAUGCAUUCGUUUUGAACUUCAAUCACAGACCGUGCAACCCAGAAAUCAUCAUCGAAGAUUGAAACGCAUUAUGGCUAUUUUCAUUGAGAUAAGUGAUGUGGUCUCUUCAUUGAAUGGCAUUACUAAUGUUUAUCUGUUCUUUAAUCUGGUCCACAAACUAUAUUUUGUAGUCGUGCUCUCGAGCGAUAUGAUUAUCCAUUUGCUAUUUAUUUGGAAAAUAUUUCACUGGAUUCUUUUCAUUAAAGUGAUAAUCGAAGUCUUUGUUCUAAUAUUGGUCAUUCAAGAAUCAAUUAAUCAGUUUAGAUACAUUCACGAGCUCUCUCUAGACCUUUUCCUAGCCACCGAACUGAAAGAUUGGCACAAAACGGUGGAAAUCUUUGUGACUCAUUUAAACCUAAACAAGUUUAGAGUUCGUCCUCUGGAUCUUUUUGAUGUUUCCUGCGAGUUUUUCCUUAUAAUCGUAUCUGGAAUAGUAACCUAUCUCGUUUUCGUCGUACAAUGUGUAAUGCAAAGGCGAAACAUGCAGUUGUAG